Molecule: messenger RNA, 2254 nt
Organism: Phaedon cochleariae (mustard beetle)
Lineage: Eukaryota; Metazoa; Arthropoda; Insecta; Coleoptera; Chrysomelidae
Source: the annotation of a GenBank genome assembly
CAGCAAUCAAGCUUGACGUUUCAAAAAUUUCGCAUAACCAAAUAUGGGGAUUUCUUGAAGUUAGAAGUGAACUAGAUAUGAAGUCUGAAGUGUCUUUUAAAAAUAUCCUCAUUUUGAAUUUCUUGUAAAAACCUAAAUGUACAAAACUCUUAUACAAUCUUUUUAGAUAAAAAAUAGUAAACUAAACACCAAGAUGUCUUUCCGUGUAGUACGCUCUUCCAAGUUCAGACACGUAUACGGCCAAGCUUUGAAAAGGGAACAAUGCUAUGAUAAUAUUCGUGUAUCAAAGAGCUCCUGGGAUUCUACAUUUUGUGCUGUGAACCCCAAAUUCUUGGCUAUCAUAGUUGAAAGUGCUGGUGGAGGUGCCUUUAUAGUCUUGCCCCACAAUAAGGUGGGGCGCAUCGCAGCUGACCACCCCCUCGUGGGGGGCCACAAGGGCCCCGUGCUCGACAUAGCAUGGUGUCCGCACAACGACAACGUCAUAGCCAGCGGCUCAGAGGACUGUGUGGUGAAGGUGUGGCAUAUCCCCGACCACGGCCUCCACAAGACUCUCACUGAACCCAUCGUAGAUCUGGUGUACCACCAGCGCAGGGUAGGGCUGGUGUUGUGGCACCCAACGGCACAGAAUGUGCUACUCACCGCUGGGAGUGAUAACCAAGUGGUCAUCUGGAAUGUCGGUACUGGAGAGGCAUUAGUAGAACUAGACUGCCACCCUGAUAUCGUGUACAGUGCCUGUUUCAAUUGGGACGGCUCCAAACUGCUGACGACAUGUAAAGACAAAAAAAUUAGGAUAAUCAACCCCAGAACUGGCGAAAUUGAAGCUGAAGCCAUCGCUCAUGAAGGUUCAAAAGCGACCAGGGCCAUCUUCCUGAGACAUGGCCUCGUGUUCACCACUGGCUUCUCGAAAAUGUCAGAAAGACAGUACAGUCUUCGCACGCCCGACUGCCUCGGCGAGCCCAUCGUCAUGGUGGAGCUGGACACCUCCAACGGCGUCAUGUUCCCCCUCUACGAUCCCGAUACCAAUCUAGUGUUCUUGUGCGGCAAAGGGGAUUCUGUCAUCAGGUAUUUCGAGAUAACACCAGAACCACCUUUUGUCCACUAUAUCAAUACUUUUCAAACUCCCGAUCCUCAAAGAGGGAUUGGAAUGAUGCCAAAGAGAGGCUGUGACGUCACGUCCUGCGAAAUUGCUAGGUUUUACAGGCUCAACAAUUCAGGUCUUUGCCAAUGUAUAACGAUGACGGUGCCGAGAAAAUCCGAGCUCUUCCAAGAGGACCUCUACCCGGACACGAUCGGCGACACGGCCGGCUGUUCGGCCGAAGAGUGGCUGGCAGGGCGCGACCCCGAGCCGGUCCUGAUAUCGCUCAAGGACGGCUACAAGCCGCCCGAGUCGAAGUCCUCGCUGUCGGUGUCGAAAAGGAGCAACGUGCUGGACAAGAUGCCGCCCAAGGGGGGCAAGGGUGCGGCCAAUCAGACCGCGGCGCCCGUGUCGGACAAGACUUUGCAAGAGUUCGCCGACGAGAUCCGCAAGCUGAAGGCGAUGAUCGUGAAGCACGAGAAUCGCAUCAGGGCGCUGGAGGCGGAUCGAACGGCCGCCCCCCCGUCUGUGCCCGCCCCCCUCGCCGUCCCCUCCACUGAUGAUGACGACGGCUGCGGCGGCGGCGACGGGCUCAACGCGCCGCCUCCCGUUGUCGCCGCCCCUGCGUUAGCAGCUGAUGAGGUGUAGCCGGUCGAAGGGAGACGAUGUCGUCCCGGAUGCUCAAACUAAUACGUUAUUAUGGUGUCGCACCAGUUUGUUUCUGCAAUCGCUUUUAUACAUAAUCUACUGUAAGACCAUCAUCCUCUAUUUAUUUUUAUCAUUAGGAAUAUUGAAUCGCAUUUGUGGUUAUAUAUCAUUUAUUAUUAUUAUUUUCAAAAGUCAUAUUAUAGUUCACCCCACCUUGAAAGUGCUCUUAAAAUAACAAUGCAAAGAAAAUAGAGAUGUUAGAUAUUGCAAUAAGACUUCAAACGUAACAAUAAAUUAUCAACAGUGUGUUUCGUCACUGUAUUUAAUUUCACCAUUUAUACAAGGUGUCACAAACAAUUUUGGCAUUUGUUACAUGGAUGAUUUUAUUGAUCAUAUAUAUAUGAUGAAAUUGAGGGAAUGUGAAGAAAUAUUACUAGACAUUUCAAAGAGAUGAAUACCUAUGUUAUUAAAUAUUAUAUAGUUUAUUUUGAUGGAAUUUUUGAGAAGACAAAAUAAUCAUAACUAGUUAUU